AUGUCAACAAAUCCACAACCAAAACAGCUCUCUAAAGAGCAAACUAAUACCACUACUGCAGCUUCCCAACAGUCUGGCACCACAACAACAACUCAACAUAGAGAACCACAAGCAACACACUCAGUACCACCAGAUUGGGCACAGAUAUGGAUGGCCCAACAAGAAACAAUGAUGAAUAAACUUUCUGAAAUUGUUCAUUCAUUGACACCUACUGCUGCUUCCUCCAACGUUGGUAGUAGUGCUCAACAUGCUGCAGAAGCUCAAGCAAAAACCAAUUCAAGAAAUGAUGACGAUGAUAACAAAGUCGUCUAUCAUAAGAAACCAGGUCCUUUUAGAGAUUCCUCACAACACUCCUCUCGCGACGAAGACUCUACUACUGAUGAAGAUGAAUUCGUUGAAGAAUCUGAUCGUGUUACCAGUGGUACUACUCCCAAAGAUAACCUUCCAAACUUUCAAGAAAUAGAUCUUGGUGAUAUCGAAGAUGUGCGAAUGUAUUUGAAGAAGAAAGGAAUUAAGAACCUUCGGUCAAAAGAUCCUAUUGAAAUUGAAGAACUCUUCAGAGCAGAGAGAUUGAAGGAUUUGGAACACUCCUCCAGUAAAAGCUUUCAAACACGAAUGAAAGCACUACUCUCAAAAUAUAAUUAUAUUUUGAAAGAACAACAUAUCAGUGAGCUCCUCAACGAGAACGAUAAGAGAAUUGUAUCAAAAAGUUUACCUAUUAUCAUUCAAAUCAACAACAUCAUUUGUAAGCUUUCUCGUCAUGUAACCUCCAACAUUCACACAGGAGAGAAUAUCGAAGUGAAUGAACUCAUUUCAAUGCUAUCUAUUUUUAUGAACACUGUGAUCACAGGUGGAUUAGACACCAACUUUGAAACCAUGGAGAAUGUUUCACGUCGAAUGAUCACUCCUUCAUCCAACUAUGACCUUCUUUCCCCAAUAAUCAAGAAGGAAUCAGAAAGAAUUCUCACAAACAAGCUACACAAAGAAGUCUCUAACAAGUCCAUCUCCAAGCCUACCAAGAUGAGAAACAACAACUACUACAAGAGAAACAAUCGAAAUUUCAGAUACGGCAAUAACAACAAUGACCAUCACGAAGACUUUCAAAAGUCCACCUUCAACAAUAACAACAACAACAACAACAACAACAAUUACACCUCCAACUUCAAUAACAACAACAAAUCCAGUCGAAAAUUCUGA
Molecule: messenger RNA, 1197 nt
Organism: Naegleria lovaniensis
Lineage: Eukaryota; Heterolobosea; Eutetramitea; Acrasida; Naegleriidae
Exons: 1
Coding region: 1-1197 (398 amino acids)
Source: RefSeq, a predicted model, not a curated record